Molecule: messenger RNA, 3794 nt
Organism: Plectropomus leopardus (leopard coralgrouper)
Lineage: Eukaryota; Metazoa; Chordata; Actinopteri; Perciformes; Serranidae
Gene: patz1
Product: POZ/BTB and AT hook containing zinc finger 1
Biological process (GO): regulation of transcription by RNA polymerase II
Cellular component (GO): nucleus
Molecular function (GO): RNA polymerase II cis-regulatory region sequence-specific DNA binding; protein binding; DNA-binding transcription factor activity, RNA polymerase II-specific
Source: RefSeq, a predicted model, not a curated record
UACAAACAGACCAGGCAGGAAGAGACCUGCGUGUUAACGUUUGGGCAUAAAGACAUGAGAGACCCCUGCGGUGCCGGAGCUCGACUCCUCUAACUGACAGCCGUUACAAUGACAGAAUCGUUAAAAAUUGACAUUCAGUAUCAAACCGCGGAGAAACAUAUUUUUCACAAAACAAGAGCGACCCCCACCCCUCAAGAAACCAGGGUCAAAGUUCACAGGAAGCUGGGGGGCUGCCAUUUUUCCCUGCUACUGCUAACGUUAAACGUUAGAUGCUAAAACGACGGGGAGGGGCGGUUGGUGUCGGAUUUUGUAGCUAGCUGGUAUCAACCGAUCGAAAUCGUUACACAAAAUCCGUCAUUUCUCCGACCGUUGACGCUAACAACCAUUGUUAUUGGAUGAAUUCGGCAUGGAGAAGGUAGCGGAGCCGUCUUGGACUUCUUCGUACACCUAUCAGGUGAGCAAGCACAGUGCGGAGAUGCUACACAACCUCAACGUUCAGAGGAAAGAUGGAGGCAGGUUCUGCGAUGUGAUUCUACGCGUCGGCGAGGAGAGCUUCCCCGCACACAAGGCUGUGCUGGCGGCGUGCAGCGAGUACUUCGAGUCGGUGUUCAGCCGCCAGACGGAGGGCGACGGCAAGGAGCUGGAGAUGCACACCAUCAGCCCGAAAGUUUUUAAAGACGUUUUGGACUUCGCGUACACCUCCAGGAUCGUGGUGCGACUGGAGUGCUUCCCGGAGUUGAUGACAGCUGCCAAGUUUCUGCUAAUGCGGUCGGUCAUUGAGAUUUGUCAGGAGGUGAUCAAACAGUCAAACGUACAAAUCCUCGUCCCGACCUCACGGGGAGGAGACGCCAGCCUUUUCCAGGCCACGGGGGCCACGGAGCUGGGCUUCCCGGUGGCGCAGCAGGAUCUGGUAAACGGCACGGCGAUGCUGGUGAACGGUCAAAGCUUUGCUAACAAUGCACAGAUGCAUUUGGAUGGGGGUGAAGACACCGCCGCCGUGUUAUUGGAGGACGGCGGCGAGUCGUCGAUGCCCAUGUUGGAGCCUGUUGACGGACUGACCGUUUCCCCAUCAACGGAGAUACCGGGGAGCACGUUUCAGCACGACGCUGGCUCCCCGGGGUCCAAGAGGAACAGGGGGAGACCAAAGAAAGCUGGGGAGGCUGUACACUUUAACCACAGCACCCAGAAAGACAAUGGGCUAUUUCCGUGCGGGACUUGCGGUAAAGCUUUCACGGAGGCUUCCCGGUUGAAGAACCACGAAGCGCAGCACGGAGCCCACACCGGCUCCGGUGUAAACAACAACCACGGUGACAGCCUGUCAGCAGCGGGUGGCUUGUCUUUAAUGUCUCAGCCUGGUCUGGUGGAAAACGGCGUGCAGUUACACGGAGGGCUGACGCUGGAUAACGGCCGCAAACGGGAGAGGACCAGGCGGCACGUCGGCUGUGACAUUUGCGGUAAAGUUUUCCGCGACGUUUACCACCUGAACCGACACAAGCUCUCCCACUCCGGGGAGAAGCCGUACGCCUGCCAUGUGUGCGGGCUCCGGUUCAAACGCAAGGACAGGAUGUCAUACCAUGUGCGGUCCCAUGACGGGUCAGUCGGCAAACCGUAUGUGUGCCAAAGCUGUGGAAAAGGUUUUUCAAGACCAGACCACCUGAAUGGACAUAUCAAACAGGUUCACACAACAGAGAGACCCCACAAGUGCCAGAUUUGUAAUGCCUCUUUUGCUACAAGAGAUCGCCUCCGGUCACACCUUGCAUGCCAUGAAGACAAAAUCCCCUGCAAAGUUUGUGGCAAGUUUCUGCGAGCUGCCUACAUGACAGACCACCUCAAGAAACACAGCGAAGGGACGCAUAACUACUGUGGCAUCUGCAACAAAGGUUUCUCCACUGCGUCCUACCUUAAGGUGCAUAUAAAGACACACCAUGGCUCUCCACUGCCCCCCUCUGCCACAAUGCACACCUUCCCUGAGCCAAGGGGAGAGCUGCAGAUGCACAACGGCACCCCUUACCACAUGGGACGCCAGUGCUCAGUGGAAGACCUGUGCGCCAGUCGCCAGCUGCUUCUCACCUCGUCUGAGGCAGAGGGUCGCUUUCAUGGGCUCGCUGGACACCCAGCUCUUCCCCAGCCUGGCCCUCCAGCCUUGGGCCUGCAGCCUGAGCUGCUCUUGGGGAAGGCAGGUGGGGCUCCAUAUUUCUGGGAUUGUCGCUCUGGCGGGGUACCUGGCUUCCCCGUCCAUGGGCCUGCUGCAGACGGGCAGGAAAAUGCUGGGAAAUGUCCUCACCUGGAAUCAGAAGAAUCAGAUCCUUCAUUUGGGGACCUGUCCAACGGUGACGAGCUUAAAUCUCCACACAAACCUGACGGGCCGGAGCUCGAGAUGCCCUCUCUUGCCUGUAACGGAGCCUCUGCCGGGGCCUUGGGCUCUCCAGAAGGAUCUAAAGCCAAGACGGACCCUGAGAAGAAGUUUAGCUGUGGCAUCUGCGGCCAGGCCUUCCGCACCAAGUCCUACCUCAACAAGCACCAGCACAGAGUUCACAAAGCCCAGAAGGCCCAGGGGGUUUCAGGGUCAGGCUUAAAUGAGCUGGCCCCCUCCCUGACCUCUCCCUUCUCCCCUCAACAAAACAUGUCCCUGCUCGAGUCCUUUGGCUUUCAGAUAGUCCAGUCUGCUUUCGCCUCUUCUCUGGUGGAUGCCGACGCAGGUCAAAGCGGAAUCGACUUUGGAGGGAAGUGACAUGUUCGCUGAAGUUCUUCUAAAGCCUCUUGUUCUUAGGACAAAGCCGGGUUUCCCACAGAAGACGCUCUGUAUUUGGGAAUAACUUUGCCUCAAGGCGACUCUCUCUGUUCGUUGCUUAAUGUGUAUCCGAUAUUUUUGUCACAGACUGCCAUACGAUUCCUACUUUUUCUACUUUUUCAGAGUAUGAAAAGUGCGUGCACGGUGUUUAAAUUGUCUUUAUAAAGAAACAACAUGAAGGUUUUUAUUUCCUUUAUCUGACGUGGAUCUGUUGAAGUUACGUAUUCUUUCAGUUGUUUUCGGCUUGUGUGUUAUUGAGCUUUCUUGGCUGCACAAACGUUUCUUGACAUGAGAUGAAUAAUUUACUGCGACCUUAAAAAAAAAGUAACUACUUAUUGUCUGUUCGCCCACUUUAACUGCUCUGAUGUUCCCGGUGAAUCGACCCUUGGCCAUCGCAGUGAUUUUAAUGCUUCGUAUUCCCUGUUCUCUUGAACGUUGUAAACAUGUCUUUACCUCAGAGCAACAAGAGGGCUGAAUUGUGUAUUUAUGUUGCGUUCUGCUUCUUUUGAGACGGAUUCAGUUUUUCGUAAGGAUGGGGAUUUAAAUUGGCCCUUAAGUUUGAUAGCAGGUUUUCUUUUAUUCUGUAAAUUAUUCAGAGAAACAUUCCCAACAGACCCAAGGCAUUUUUUAUGACAUUUAUUGCAUUUUUCUCCUGCUUCAUACAGAAAGUAUCCUGCUGAGAGGCACUAAUAGCUGUUAUGGACCUUUAAUUAAUCACUAUUUAGAGGAUUACAGUUAAAAAGCACAACACACGUAUCGAUGAAACUUUGAAUUUGAACUGUUACAGCAUCCAUACAAAGAUCAUCUGGUGACAUAAAAAUCUGUCAAAAAGUAAAACGAAGAAAAAAAAAGUAAUUAAGCUACCUCACUGAAGAAAUCUACACCAUAUUGCUUUGUGUAUCAUUGAGAAUUUAAUUCAUUAGGUGUUAACCCUAAUUGGCUUGAUUUCUUUAAAAAAAUGUGAAGAAUUCAAUGAGCAAUGAAAUAAGAAAUGACCCAAAAU